Messenger RNA from Pistacia vera, 1515 nucleotides. RefSeq names its product thaumatin-like protein 1b. Bases 186 to 1133 code for a protein of 315 amino acids. Gene Ontology annotation, biological process: defense response. NCBI's taxonomy places the organism in Eukaryota, Viridiplantae, Streptophyta, Magnoliopsida, Sapindales, Anacardiaceae. Gene Ontology annotation, cellular component: extracellular region. The record is from RefSeq and is a predicted model, not a curated record. The transcript is spliced from 4 exons.
ACACUCUUGAGUCCUGACCCUCCUCUUCUCUCAACAAGAAAAGUAAAAUUCUUUAGCAAAUGAAGACAACAAACGAGAACCAGAAGCCAAAAGCCAAAAGCUUCUUCUUUUAUUCAAUCUUUAACAUUCUCUAAUAAUCAAUUCUUCAUCUUUAACCCCAAAACACUAUUAAUAAAUAAGUAGCAAUGGAUCAUCGCCUCCUCAUCUCCGCCACCUUCAUCUCUCUCCUCUCCCUCACUCUCCCUCCAGAAGCCCACUCGGCUUCUUUCAAGCUCAUCAACAGGUGCCGCCGCACCAUCUGGCCCGGUUUUCUCUCCGGCGCCAACUCUCCGCCGCUCUCCUCCACUGGCUUCGAGCUCAGGACCGGCAAGUCGAGGACUUUAACAAUCCCCAAGUCUUGGUCGGGCCGGCUCUGGGCUCGAACCCUCUGUGCCCAUCACAGCAACCAAACAUUCUCUUGCGUUACCGGAGACUGUGGCUCCGGUAAGGUCGAAUGCGCUGGCGGAGGAGCCGCCCCACCCACUACCCUUGCGGAAUUCACCCUCAACGGCGCCGGUGGGCUAGACUUUUACGACGUAAGUUUGGUUGAUGGCUAUAACCUCCCUAUGCUAAUCUUGCCCAAGGGCGGUUCUGGCGGCGGCUGUAGUGCUACUGGGUGUUUAGUUGAUCUCAACGGUGCGUGUCCAGCGGAUUUGAGAGUUGCGCGUGGGACACACGGGCCAAGUGUAGCUUGUAAGAGCGCGUGUGAGGCUUUUGGUGAUCCUAGGUAUUGUUGUAGCGAGGCGUACGCUACGCCUGACACGUGUGGUCCUUCAGUGUAUUCUCUCUUUUUCAAACACGCUUGCCCACGCGCGUAUAGUUUUGCUUACGAUGAUAAGACGAGCACGUACACGUGCGCGUCCGCCGACUACGUUAUCAUAUUUUGCCCGCCACCUUACACCAGUCAAAAAUUGGUGGGAGCGCGAAAAGAUGGUGCACCGUUACCACUUGUGAACAAGACUACAAUGUACAUUGCAACAGAUCAUUCAAGCGGUGCUUUGUCCUCAGGUCUGGUCCAAAGGCAUUUUACUGCCUGUGCUGCCUCUAUUCUAUCGGCUCUUUUGCUCUUUUGGCCGAUUAUAUUGCCUUUAUGACUAACAUUAGCUUGGCCUGGAUAUCUCCAGGCAGAUAGUAUCAUAAAUUCCAGCUUCAGAAGGUGCCAUCUUCAUUAUUGCUGCGCCAGUGGUUAGCCCUCAUAUAGAUAUUGUUCAUGGAAGAGGUCGAAGUUCAGAUAAGUCAUCGCUGGUGGGACUUCGAAAUUCUAUGGAAGAUCUUGUACAUGCCUUUCUUUGUAUUCUUACGUUUUUCUCGUUCAGAUAUAUUGAGCUCCUUGAUCAAUAUAGUAUUUCCAAUGAUUUACGCUGAAUUUUACACAAUACCCAACAUAUCAAAACUCAAAGCAUCAAUCUUUACAGCUGGGUUUUCCCGAUAAGACUCAAAUAACUGUAACAAAACACUAUCAAUAUCUUUAAUUGA